Messenger RNA from Beta vulgaris subsp. vulgaris (sugar beet), 1689 nucleotides. RefSeq names its product mitogen-activated protein kinase homolog MMK1. Lineage: Eukaryota; Viridiplantae; Streptophyta; Magnoliopsida; Caryophyllales; Amaranthaceae. Bases 111 to 1319 code for a protein of 402 amino acids. Gene Ontology annotation, molecular function: MAP kinase activity; ATP binding. The record is from RefSeq and is a predicted model, not a curated record. Gene Ontology annotation, biological process: intracellular signal transduction; protein phosphorylation. Gene Ontology annotation, cellular component: cytoplasm; nucleus. The transcript has 6 exons.
AGGUUAAUUAAGAAAUCAACAAACAGUAAAGAGAUAGAUCCCUCAUUUCCCCAUUUCUAGGGUUUCUUCAAUUAGAAACAGAGCUCAAGCUCACACAACAAACAUCAACCAUGGAAGCUUCAGCUGCUCAACCUUCCGACACUGAAAUGUCGGAUGCAGGAAUUCCAGCGCCGGAAAAUCCUCUUCCCGAUCACUCUCAACCGCCGCAACAACAACAACAACAACAGAUUAGUAUUCCGGCGACUCUCAGCCAUGGCGGAAGGUUUAUUCAAUACAACAUCUUCGGCAACGUUUUCGAAGUUACUGUCAAGUAUAAACCUCCUAUUAUGCCGAUUGGCAAAGGCGCGUAUGGAAUCGUGUGUUCGGCGUUGAAUUCGGAGACGAACGAGCAUGUUGCGAUCAAGAAGAUUGCGAAUGCGUUUGAUAAUAAAGUUGAUGCAAAGAGGACUUUGCGUGAGAUCAAGCUUCUUAGGCACAUGGAUCAUGAAAACGUUGUUGCAAUUAGAGAUAUUAUACCACCUCCUCGAAGGGAGGCAUUUAAUGAUGUAUAUAUUGCAUAUGAGCUGAUGGACACUGAUCUCCAUCAAAUAAUUCGUUCAAAUCAGGGAUUAUCAGAAGAGCACUGUCAGUAUUUUCUCUACCAGAUACUUCGUGGAUUGAAGUACAUUCACUCUGCCAAUGUUCUUCACAGGGAUCUUAAGCCUAGCAAUCUCUUGCUUAAUGCCAACUGUGAUUUAAAAAUCUGUGAUUUUGGCCUAGCUCGCGUGACAUCGGAGACAGAUUUUAUGACUGAAUAUGUUGUGACAAGAUGGUACCGAGCACCAGAGUUAUUGUUAAAUUCUUCAGAUUAUACUGCUGCUAUUGAUGUGUGGUCAGUAGGUUGUAUUUUUAUGGAGUUGAUGGACCGUAAACCUCUAUUUCCAGGCAGAGAUCACGUGCAUCAGCUACGCCUGCUCAUGGAGCUGAUUGGUACCCCUUCAGAACAUGAGUUAGGAUUUCUCAAUGAAAAUGCUAAAAGAUAUAUUCGUCAGCUCCCUCAGUAUAGAAGGCAGUCAUUAGCUGAGAAAUUUCCACAUGUAAAUUCAGCAGCUAUUGAUCUUGUUGAAAAGAUGUUGACAUUUGACCCCAGACAGAGAAUAACAGUUGAAGAUGCACUAGCACAUCCAUACCUGAACUCGCUGCAUGACAUCAGCGAUGAGCCAAUAUGCAUGACUCCUUUUAGCUUCGACUUUGAGCAACAUGCUUUGUCCGAGGAGCAGAUGAGGGAAUUGAUAUACCGCGAGGCUCUUGCAUUUAAUCCUGAGUUUCAUCCGGAAUGAACACCUGAUAUGAGAUGCUGUGGCUCUGAAUAGCAUGACUCACUUUUUCGUAUGCUCCCAUUAUCUUUCCUUUGUGUACAUAUAAUGUCCAGUCUCGAGUUGGAUGGAUUUGUGCUUUAGCAUUUGAUUCCGCAUAAUACAGGGCAUUUAUGAUGGAAAUAUUGUUUGUAUGAGUGUAAUUGUUAUCUUUAUUUUUUUUAAUCUCGAGGGCCUUUGAAGCGACCUGUAAACACUGCGUUGGCCAUUUGCCCUCUCUUCAUUUUCAUUGUCUUCACGUAUGUGUAAGAUUAAUUGUAUUAGUUGUUUAUUCGGAAAGACAAGGCUAAUUCAGCCACUAAUCACAGUUUCUCGUCCUGGCUAGCUUAUCAUC